Messenger RNA from Centropristis striata (black sea bass), 338 nucleotides. RefSeq names its product calmodulin-like protein 4. The record is from RefSeq and is a predicted model, not a curated record. NCBI's taxonomy places the organism in Eukaryota, Metazoa, Chordata, Actinopteri, Perciformes, Serranidae. Bases 61 to 306 code for a protein of 81 amino acids. Gene Ontology annotation, molecular function: calcium ion binding. The transcript has 2 exons. Gene Ontology annotation, cellular component: myosin II complex.
AGUAUAUUUCCUCCUGUAGAUACGGGUGGGGAGCUGAACUUCUCCACCUUCCUGAGCAUCAUGCACCGGCAGAUCCAGCAGGAGGCGCCGGAGGAGGAGAUCCUGGAGGCCAUGAAAAUGGCUGACAAGGAGCAGAAAGGCUUCAUCCUCGCCUCCGAGCUGCGAGCCAAACUCACCGGGCUGGGAGAGAAGCUGACUGACCGAGAAGUGGACGAGCUGCUGAAGGAGGCGGGUGUUGGAGCUGACGGGCGGGUCCACUGUGAGCAGUUUGCUAAAGCAGUGGCUCGAUCCUCCACCAAACGCUGACACCACGAAUGAAAACAUCACCGAGCUGCUAC